CAACAACAGGUGCAUAGCUGAAAAUGCUGUAGUCGAAAAGAAUAAGAAGGGGAUGUUGCUGUGUGUAUAAUUCAUUGCAGUUUGUAGCUACUACACGAAAAGACAUUCGUUUGCCAAAUCACUUUCCAAAGACGACUAUUUAACCAUUUACGAAUGUCACUAGGAAUACUUUUUGGUUUUUUUGUCACCCUGACCGGGUUUGUUGUCACCUUUCCAGCUUCCCCAACAGAAAACAAUGUGGUUUCCUAUUCCAAAUUUCAAGUGUGGAGAAUAACACCAAGCACAAAUGAAGAAAACCAGAUCCUUAUGGAAAUUUGUGAAACAUACGGUUUGACAAUUUUGAAUGAAGCAAAAUUGGAUAAUACCUCCAUGGAUUUGUUGAUUCCGCCUGAAUUAAAGAUCAAAUUGGAAAAUAAAUUGGAUGUUGCUAAUAUUCCAUAUGCCGUCACAAUCGGUGACUUACAGAAGGCAAUCAACAACCAAAAUUCGAACGCAACUAUCCGCAAUUCCAAAACAGCACCUUAUAAUAUGACCUGGACUAGCUACCAUCGCUUGAGUGACAUAUACGGUUACAUGAAUUAUCUGGCUGUCACUUAUCCAAGCCUUGUUUCCUUAAUUAACAUUGGCACCUCUUACGAAAAACGACCGCUAUACGUUCUUCGCAUUUCAAACUCUUCGUCUCCUGGCAAAAACUCCGCUAUCUGGAUCGAUGCAGGAAUUCACGCUCGUGAGUGGAUUGCUCCAGCAGUUGCUAGUUAUUUUAUUCAACAACUUGUGGAAGUGCCAGCAAAUGCCAAACUUCUGACAAAUGUCGACUGGUACAUAAUGCCCGUCGUGAAUCCAGAUGGUUAUGAGUAUACAUUUGUUACUGAUCGGCUUUGGCGUAAAACUCGUUCGUUGACAAGUUCAUCAAGCUGUCGAGGCGUUGACCCCAAUCGCAACUUUGGUUAUAAAUGGGGUGGUCUUGGCACCAGCACAAAUCCAUGUUCCGAUAUUUACAAAGGGACCAAAGCUUUCUCCGAACCUGAAACAAAUGCCACUUCAAAUUUCAUUUUGGGAAAGGCCAAUCAAAUCAAACUUUACCUUACCCUGCAUAGCUAUGGACAGUACGCACUAAUUCCAUGGGGGUAUGACGUUGCUUAUCCACCUGACUAUAACGAUAUGUUGGCACUUGCCAACAAAGCAGUUUCUAAAUUCGUUAAAUACAAAUUUUCCGUUGGUAAUUCAGCCGCUCUACUUUAUGCAGCUGCAGGUGGUUCGGACGACUGGGCCAAAUCUAUUGGCAUCAAGUAUAGUUAUACUUUUGAACUUGCGGACACUGACACGUAUGGUUUUAUUUUGCCUGCCUCCGAAAUUUUGCCAGUGAGCCACGACUUCUUCCCCGCGUUGGAUGUUUUUGCCAAACAAGUAGCGACUUGUUGUGGAGUUGCAACUACAACCACCUCCAAACCCACUUCUACUAUACGGACCACUCCCAAACCCAAUUCUGUUAAAUCUACCACUGCCAAACCCACUUCUGCUAAACCAACCACCUCCAAGCUAUCUUCUACUAAACCCACUACCAAAAAACUAUUAACGAGUACCAAAAAACUAUUAACGAGUACCAAAAAACCAACAAUCACUUCUAAGAAACUGAUUGGUUAAUUCCCCACGCUGAUCGUCUUUCUGUGUUUGUGCAUAUAAUGUGUUAACAGCGGGAAGGCCGACAAUGUAAUAGCAUAACCAGGAAGUUUUGAAAACACAAAACUGCUGAUACCUGGAAUACUUGCAUAUCUUUUGAAAUACAUAUCGGAUAUCUACGAAAUUGUAUU
Messenger RNA from Daphnia pulicaria, 1811 nucleotides. Its product is annotated as carboxypeptidase B-like. The record is from RefSeq and is a predicted model, not a curated record. Gene Ontology annotation, molecular function: zinc ion binding; metallocarboxypeptidase activity. Bases 154 to 1644 code for a protein of 496 amino acids. Lineage: Eukaryota; Metazoa; Arthropoda; Branchiopoda; Diplostraca; Daphniidae. Gene Ontology annotation, biological process: proteolysis. The transcript is spliced from 9 exons.